AUGCCUGCUGGAGCCCCUCCCAAGCGAUCCUACUCACGUACUGACGCUGCCGUCCGCGUCGAGUACCCCGAACAUCAUGAACUUCCGGCCAGCAAGCCAUUGAUUGGUCAAGGAGGACAAUUCUCCAAGCCAACUUUAGCCUCGCUGUCUCUCGAAGGCAAGACCAUCGUUAUCACAGGCGGCGCAAGAGGCCUUGGUCUGGUCAUGGGCCAGGGUAUUGUAUACUCUGGCGCUAAUCUUGCCAUUGUUGAUUUGAACAAGGAUGAGGCGCAGUCUCAGGUCGGCCAGCUGACAGAUGCUUUCAAAAGAGAGAACCCCAACAGUGAGACAAUCCCAAGAGUUACAGCUCACUAUGCAGAUGUCUCCGACCCAGACUCGGUGACUAAAUGCAUCGCCGAGAUCCUCAACAUACAUCAGAAGAUAGAUGGUCUUGUCACGUCAGCUGGAUUUACUGAGAACUUUGACGCAAUCCACUAUCCGAUCGAUCGCAUGCGCAAGCUGUGGGGUGUCAAUGUCGACGGGACCUACCUAUUUGCUGUUGCUGUUGCGAAGCACCUUAUGGAGCGUCAGGUACCCGGUAGUAUCGUGGUUAUCGGAAGUAUGUCCGGUGCUAUCGUCAAUGUCCCGCAACCCCAAGCGCCAUACAACGCAGCCAAGGCAGCCGUUCGUCAUCUUGCUGCUUCUUUGGCAGUAGAGUGGGCUCAUGCCGGGAUUAGAGUCAACUGUAUUUCUCCCGGAUACAUGCUGACUGCUUUAACUCAGAAGAUCCUGAAUGAUAACCCAGAUCUCGAAAAGACUUGGACGUCUCUCAUUCCUCAAGGACGUAUGGGUCAGCCUCGGGACUUAAUGGGCCCUGUGACGUUCCUGUUAAACUCACUUACCACACCGCACGUGCCCAACACUCCUACGAUGGCUUUCGCAGAUCUCGCGGUAUACCUACUCGGCAUCGGCUGCAUCAUUCGAAGCAUCAUGGCCUUCACCAACCCCCAAGCCGAAUACGCCAUCAAUGGUCUGAAACACAAUGUCACUCACAAAGACGACGCGAGUUCAGGCCCAAUCUAUAUGCUGGGACUUUGGGAGCUCAUUGUUGGAAUAUUGCUGGUUGCCAACCAAGCAACUGGGGCCAAAGAUGGUGUCAUGAUUCUAUUGGUCUUGAUGGGCCUUUACAGAACCGGUGUUGCGGUAUUGCUCUAUGGGAUUGGUGAUGAGAACAACAUGGGCAAGGUUUUGGCUAACUUAGGGACUGCUUUCAUGCUUUUUGUUGGGGCCUUGUCCAUGUAG
Messenger RNA from Fusarium coffeatum, 1281 nucleotides. RefSeq lists its product as uncharacterized. Bases 1 to 1281 code for a protein of 426 amino acids. The record is from RefSeq and is a predicted model, not a curated record. NCBI's taxonomy places the organism in Eukaryota, Fungi, Ascomycota, Sordariomycetes, Hypocreales, Nectriaceae. The transcript is spliced from 6 exons. Gene Ontology annotation, molecular function: oxidoreductase activity, acting on NAD(P)H, oxygen as acceptor. Gene Ontology annotation, cellular component: intracellular anatomical structure.